This is a messenger RNA of Corapipo altera (White-ruffed manakin), 1313 nucleotides long. It is a transcript of the gene CCDC27, whose product is annotated as coiled-coil domain containing 27. Bases 1 to 1191 code for a protein of 396 amino acids. NCBI's taxonomy places the organism in Eukaryota, Metazoa, Chordata, Aves, Passeriformes, Pipridae. The transcript has 6 exons. The record is from RefSeq and is a predicted model, not a curated record.
AUGGAGUUGGGGAGGCAGGGGAGGGUCGGGCCGGCAGAGGAAGGGUGGGACGAGCCCGAGGAGGGCUCGGUGCGGCUGCGCUCCGUCUGUCCGUCUGUCGGUCUGUCCGCUCGGGGACCGGCGCUCCCGCGGUGCCACCGCAGCUCCGGAGCUCGGGAUGCGCUCUGGGAUGCGCUCCCGGCGCACCCGCACGGGCAGGAGGGGCAGGAGGGGCAGGAUGCGGUCCCAAGGCCACGGAACGCGGCCCCGCGGUCCCAGAGCCGCCUCUCCCCCGCCCGGGGCCGGGCGGGCACUCGGAAGCGGAAAACACCGCCCGGCCCUCGCCGUUGCCGGGCAGCGGCCCCGCUCCAAACCCGCUCCAAACCCCCUCCAAACCCGCUCCAAAGCCCGUCGGGACCUGCCGGGAGGCCCCGGGCGAUGGACGGGGAAGCCGCUGCUGCCUCGCAGGGGUCAGAACCCACCCAGACCCUGGACCAGCUCCGGGAGGAGCUGCGGAGAGCCAAGGAUGACCACAACAUGGCCACAGGUGCCAUCUCUUCCUUGCAAAGACAACUGGAGAUCCAAGAAUCUGAGCUUCGGAGAUUCAGAUACGAGAACAAAAUGCUUCAGAAGCAGCUCAGAGAGCGAGAAGAGCAGCUCCAAGCCAUGUCUGACAAGUUUUGCAGCCUUACAGAGGAACAGAGGAAGGAAGAAGUGAUGGUGAUGAUGGAGGAGGAGAACCACAGCCUUCGACAGGUUGUUACAGAACAGGAAUCCCAGCUGGCUAAGCAGGAGGAGCAGAUCAGUGAGUUAGAGGGGACGAUCAGACGGCUCCGGAUCGAGGUUGUGACCAGCCGCCGCCACGCCCAGGAGCACAAACAGGCCCAGGAGGAGACCAAGAGCCAGGUUGAGGCACUGCAGCACAAGGAGGUGCAAACCAAAGUGGCACUGGAACGCAUCAGCAGCAAGUUUGACAGGUUACGAAGCAAAAUAACCCAGGCUGCCUUCAGUGUGGAGGGGCAGGACCCCCCCCACGCCGAGCUCACGGAGGAGCAGGUGCUGGAGGCAUUGCAGAGAAUUGCUGACGAGCGGAUGGAGUUCUAUCACAUGCUGAAGCACAGAGACAUCAAGGUGCCCCUGUACUACCCCGGCAUGUACAGUUCAUCACCUCCCAAGAGGACAAGUUCUCCCCAAAUGGAAAAGCUGCCCUGAUGGCUGAGCCAGAAACCACCACCAACUUCAGGCUCUGGGUCCUUGGCUCUGAGCUGGUGACCUACAACAGAUUAAACUCAUUUCACUGAAAUCAUGUUCUGCAGGAGUAUCUGAUUCAAUUG